Molecule: messenger RNA, 7501 nt
Organism: Oncorhynchus nerka (sockeye salmon)
Lineage: Eukaryota; Metazoa; Chordata; Actinopteri; Salmoniformes; Salmonidae
Product: forkhead box protein O3-like
Exons: 3
Coding region: 1034-3043 (669 amino acids)
Biological process (GO): regulation of transcription by RNA polymerase II
Cellular component (GO): nucleus; mitochondrial matrix
Molecular function (GO): DNA-binding transcription factor activity, RNA polymerase II-specific; RNA polymerase II cis-regulatory region sequence-specific DNA binding
Source: RefSeq, a predicted model, not a curated record
UCUUAUCUAGCCACCACUAUUGCUGCUGUUGCUGUAUAACUUUGAGCUUGUUGAGGGCUGUCACAUGACGGAAUGUGCUAAGUAGAUAGAUAUGUGUGUAUGUGUGCAGCAGAAGAGAUCGCGAGUAUGAUGUGGCGUUUCGUUUUCCAUACCAACUGAGCUGCAUUCGUCAGUAAAGGCGACUUUUUGAGAAACGGAGAUAGCAUUCUAAUUUCCGUUCCUUUUCGUUUUAUGAUCCUCACUGACAACAAUACGCAGCGUUCCUGUAUCCAGACUCAUUUUAAAAGGGACUUGAGAGUGAAAGGGAAUUUGGCAAGAUGGCAGCAAUGACAGGAGGGAUAGGACUAUGCAGGAAUUAAUCUCUACCAUCACCAUAGCGCGCAGUGACUGAACGCUUUUAUCCGUGGCGUACAGCUUCAGUGUGAUGACGUUUUACCAGGUUCUCCGUGGCAAUUGACGAGGAGGUUCAAAUUGGUGUAUUCACUUGCCUUGCAUCAAUGCGGGAUUUGAUCUUGAACGCGCAAGGUAGGAAUGUGCAAUCCGCUCAUUGAUGAACGAACUCGGGCUACACAGUAGAUUACUCGUGAACGAACUGUAGGCAUUGUACUGUUCUUAUCAACAUUGCUCCAGGCGAGGAGAAAUACGACGAAUAUGCAGGCGAGGAGAAAUACGACGAAUAUGCAGCAACCCGUUUUGAACUGUUGCGAUUGUCAAAUGUAAAGUCGCUGUGGCUUGCAUAUGGAGCCAGGGAGAAUAGUCAUCGUUUAAUAGUUAUGGUGCUAAGACAUUUAUAAUGGUCCACGAGUAAUACGAUUAAAAUAUAUCCUGAUCAGCAUAGCGGUGCUUUUUUUUUUGCUACUAGAGGAUUUUCUCAAUUCACGCGGAGUUGAUAGUGACCCUUGGGGACUGCUGGUCUGGAAUAGCAACAAAGGCUGGGGCGCGCAUUCAUGGAAUGCGAAUUUGACAACUCUCCACUACUUAUCUACUGACCUUAUCAGCGGGCAGCAGGGACGUGCAAGUGACUGAAGGAGAGAUGGCCGAGGUUCCAGCCCCCAGCAUUCACACUGAGUUGGACGUGGCCAUAGACCCAGACUUCGAGCCACAAAAACGGCCACGAUCGUGCACAUGGCCGUUGCCCCGACCCGAGUACAAUUCUGGCAAACCAGAGAGCAACGACACUGACAUUAUACCUGAGGAAGAAGACGAUGAAGAGGAACAACAUGCCACUUCCAUGGCCAUCAACAUCAAUGGCACCAGCUCCAGCCUGGGAGCAGACGACCAGAACAGCAACAGCCCUACGGCCGAAGGACUGCUGUCCAGACAGGAAAAUGGAGGCUCCCCGCUCCCCUCCCAGUCCCCCACAGCCACUUCUGGCACAGUCAGCACCAGCAGCCCGGGGGCGCAGACUGCACGGAAGUCCUCGUCGCGCAGAAACGCGUGGGGGAAUCUCUCAUAUGCUGACCUGAUAACGAAAGCCAUAAGCAGCACGCCAGACAAGAGAUUGACUCUGUCUCAGAUUUAUGAGUGGAUGGUGAGAUGUGUGCCGUACUUCAAAGACAAAGGUGACAGUAACAGCUCAGCUGGGUGGAAGAACUCCAUCCGGCACAACCUCUCCCUCCACAGUCGUUUCAUCCGUGUCCAGAACGAGGGAACGGGAAAGAGUUCCUGGUGGAUGAUAAACCCGGAGGGAGGAAAAGGUGGGAAGGCCCCCCGGCGCCGUGCUGUCUCCAUGGACAACAGCAACAAGUACACCAAGUCUGCCCGCGGCCGUGCAGCAAAGAAGAAGGCGGCCCUCCAGGCAGUGGCGGCAGGCGAGGGGGGCGGAGACAGCCCCUCAGGGCUUUCCAAGUGGCCGGGCAGCCCCACAUCACGGAGCAGUGAGGACCUGGAUGCCUGGACAGACUUCCGCUCACGCACCAACUCCAACGCCAGCACGCUGAGCGGGCGCCUCUCGCCCAUCCUAGCCAACCCAGAGCUGGACGAGGUGCCGGACGAUGAACCACCACUGUCGCCCAUGCUAUACUCCAGCCCUGGCAGGGCGCUGUCGCCCGGGAACGCCCCCACACCCAAUGGGAAGGCAGUACCCGCAGAGCUGCCUCGCUUGGCAGACCUGGCAGGAACCAUGAACCUGAACGACGGGCUGGCGGAUGACCUGAUGGAUGAGCUGCUGGAUAACAUUACUCUGGCCCCCAACCCAACCGGACCGACCACCCAGAGAGGAUCCACCGGGUUCAGCUUUGGCUCCAAGUCUGCCGGGCUGGGCUCCACCUCCUCAGCCGCCUCUCCCUCCGCUGCAUCCCCCUCUAAUGGUGCAAGCAGCGGCGGCUACAAUAAUUCCAUCUUUGGGCCCCUCGCAGCGGGUUCCUCCCUGCGGCCCGCCCCCAUGCAGACCAUCCAGGAGAAUAAGCAGACAUCCUUCUCCUGCAUCUCCCGCUUCAGCAGCCAGACCUUGCAGGACCUGCUCAACUCAGAGGGCCACAGCCACAGCGACGUCAUGAUGACCCAGUCCGAUCCGCUGAUGUCACAGGCCAGCGCCGCCGCCGUCAUCUCCCAGAACUCCCGGCGAGGCCUCAUGCUCUGCAGCGACCCCAUGAUGUCCUUUGGGACCACGGUUGCUGGACAGGGAGGGCAGGGAGGUCUCUUGCACCCUCACAACCACAACCAGGGCUCCCUCAGGACCCUGAACGGGGAUCUGAGCCUGAACAACGAGGCCAACGCCAAGCAGCAGCUCCUGCACUCUCCACUGAGACUUGGAUCCAACGGAUCCUCUAUGAUGCAGGUUGAUUCGUCUCUCUUCCUGAACGGGAGCGCUGGUGGCAGUGGUGGGAUCUGCUCGCUAGGCCCCGACCGCUUUCCCACUGACCUGGACUUGGACAUGUUUAACGGGAGUCUGGAGUGUGACAUGGAGUCCAUCAUCAGAAAUGAGCUGAUGGACGCAGAUGGCCUGGACUUUAACUUUGAGUCUCUGGCCAACCUGAACGGAGCCAACCUUGGCAGCUUCACCAGUACCAAGCAGGGACCUCAGAACUGGGUCCCUGGCUGAGAGGGGGGCUCGCUCUGGAGGUGGCGGAGCAGGUCCCAACUGUAAAGCAUGAGAAGAUCAGACACAAAAUGUCCUUUUUGCCAAACCUGCCAUCAGCACAACGUGGAAUAAAAACCCUCUGUUUACACAAGACCUCCUCUAGAGAAACCUACUUUUGCUCCCACUCUGACCAACCAUGAAUGAUUUCAAAGACACAGACUCACAAGACGCUACUGUCAGUUACUCAAAGCCUUCUGCAAAACAAACUAAUAAAAAAUAAACUAUGUGAAAUCUUCACAACAAGCUCAUCUCAGAAUUAUGCAAUCUUCCUUUGAGAAAAUACCAGUCGGGACAAAAUUAAUUGGACAGAUUUCAGAGAGAGAGAGAGACUGUUUUGUGUAUUUGAAGGGAUUUUGGGAUGGGAAAACAGGAAAUGUGGCAAGCAAGGUUGUAAUGUACAGUGAAGUAAUUCCUGUUUGAAAGAUGAAAAAAGUUAAACAAAAGUAAUGUUGUGUGAAAUCUAAUACAGUGGUUUCUUGGGUGAGUUACCUUGAACAUCUUCCCUCUGUUUUCACUCAGUGAUUUUAAAUAUUUAAUUUUUGUUUUAAAUUCCUGUUUUAACAUCAUCACUGUAUCUGCACCACACCUGUUUGUAUAAAAAAGUAUUGAUUCAAUUGAAGGAAGGAGACAAUAUCUGCAUUUAAAAUAGCGACAACACACACACGGUACACACACACACACCUCCCAAAAUGACAAGACUCCAUAGCCCCUUAGGAGCGAUGAUGACAUAAACAUAAUGCCAUGCACUUCAGGUUUUGUUGUUUUACAUGAGUUUGAUUGAUUAGUUCCAGUUUUAAAAUGACUUAUAAUAAAAAAUAAUAAUGAUGUACAAUUAUCCUUAGCCAAAUACUAUACAGAUAGAUUGGUAAUUGUUUGUGUGUCUCUACAGUUGAAGUCGGAAGUUUAAAUACGCCUAGGCAAAUACAUUUAAACUCAGUUUUUCACAAUUCCUGACAUUUAAUCAGUUAGGAUCACCACUUUAUUUUAAGAAUGUGAAAUGUCAGAAUAAUAGUAGAGAGAAUGAUUUAUUUCAGCUUUUAUUUCUUUCAUCACAUUCCCAGAAAUUUACAUACACUCAAUUAGCCUUUAAAUUGUUUAACUUGGGUCAAAUGUUUCAGGCAGCCUUCCACAAGCUUCUCACAAUAAGUUGGGUGAAUUUUGGCCCAUUCCUCCUGACAGAUCUGGUGUAACUGAGUCAGGUUUGUUGCUUCAAUAUAUCCACAUAAUUUUACUUCCUCAUACCAUCCAUUUUGUGAAGUGCCCCAGUCCCUCCUGCAGCAAAGCACCCCCACAACAUGAUGCUGCCACCCCCGUCGUUCACGGUUGGGAUGUUGUUCUUCGGCUUGCAAGCCUCCCCCCUUUUCCUCCAAACAUAACAAUGGUCAUUAUGGCUAAACAGUUCUAUGUUUGUUUCAUCAGAACUGAGGACAUCUCUCCAAAAAGUAUGAUCUUUGUCCCCAUGUGCAGUUGCAAACCGUAGUCUGGCUUUUUUAUGGCGGUUUUGGAGCAGUGGCUUCUUCCUUUCUGAGCGGGCUUUCAGGUUAAGUCGAUAUAGGACUUGGUUUACUGUGGAUAUAGAUACUUUUGUACCUGUUUCCUCCAGCAUCUUCACAAGGUUUGCUGUUGUUCUGAAAUUGAUUUGCAUUUUCCGCACCAAAGUACGUUCAUCUAGGAGACGUAAUCUCCUUCCUGAGCGGUAUGACGGCUGCGUGGUCCCAUGGUGUUUAUACUUGCGUACUAUUGUUUGUACAGAUGAGCGUGGUACCUUUAGGCAUUUGGGAAUUACUCCCAAGGAUGAACCAGAGAUGUGGAGGUCUACAACAACAAAAAAUUCUGAGGUCUUGGCUGAUUUCUUUUGAUUUUCCCAUAAUGUCAAGCAAAGAGGCACUGAGUUUGAAGGUAGGCCUUCCAAUACAUCCACAGGUACACCUCCAAUUGAUGUAAAUUAUGUUAAUUAGCCUAUCAGAAGCGUCUAAAGCCAUGACAUAAUUUUCUGGAAUUUUCCAAGCUGUCAACUUAGUGUAUGUAAACUUCUGACCUACUGGAAAUGUGAUACAGUGAAUUAUAAGUGGAAUAAUUUGUCUGUAAACAAUUGUUAGAAAAAUGACUUGUGUCAUGCACAAAGUGGAUGUCCUGACCGACUUGCCAAAGCUAUAGUUUGUUAACAAGAAAUUUGUGGAGUAGCUGAAAAACAAGUUUUGUAAACUUCAGACUUUGUAACUGUAAAAAAAGGAAAAUUAAAUAAAUAAUCUCUCAUGGAUCUAUGUAAAGUACACUGCAGUGGAAGCUUCAAGUUAAAGGAAGAGCCGAGGAGGAGGGGGGAGUUUAGCCGUUAUUUCUUAGCUAAUUGGAAGGUUGCAUCCAGGACGUGUAGUACAGCAUAUGUAGCCAAAAUGAAUACCUAUGUUCUUGCGUUGUGUACAUUUACACACCAUAACAGGUGCUAUGAUGUAAACAGUGUUUGAGUCCAGGCUCUAGCGAUCUGUGCGUUUUACCUACGCGGCCUGCUGAGCCGUAGCCAUAGAAGUAGCAACAGCAGGGUGGCGCUGAGAGGCCAGGAGGUUGUACAGUCAGGCUCCACCCCCUCUGGCAGCCAUUUUGUUUUUCUUGAGCAAAACCAUAAGCUAUCUGUGUAUAUUGCCAAAUUACUUGAAACAUGUACAUGUAGGUGAUGCUGGCAGCCAAAUUCACAACACACACAUAUAGCGAAAAAUAAAAAAAUAAGAGCAGGGAUAUGUGUUUUAGCUUUGCUUGUUGUUUCGCUGUGGGCUUGAGGGGCAUGUUAGUAUCUGCAUAUACCAUCACUCAGGGGGAAGAGGGAGCUAGCCCAUACCUAACAUUACCCCAGGUCACAUCUCCAUGGUAGGACACGCAACACCAUGUCCUUUGUUGGCAAAAAAGUAAUGCUUGUGUCGUGAACCUGUAACCUGUGAACUAUGACCUUUCAAGAGGAAAAUCUUCACUUGGUCCUGUCGUUUAAUUUUUUGUCAUCGUAGUUUUUUCUUCUCAUGUGGAAUUCAUGAUGCGCGCACACCCACACCCCUCACAGACACACCUGGUGCUCCUACAGGUCUCUCCUGUAUCUGUGUUCAUGUGUGUGUGACUGGACUUUUAUCUCAAUUAUUGAUUUUUAUUUCACAAGGAUAUGUUAUCCUUCGUUAUCCUUCAUGGCGCAUACAGCACCCCCUCUGUAUGCAUGUACUGUAUUUAUGCAUAAUGAAUUGUGUGAAAUGCAUAUAUAUAUACUCAGUCUAUGUCCUUAUAUACUCAUGUAGUACUUGACCCUUGGUUUUUUGUGAUGCCUCGGAAAGGUAGAGUUGAAGAAAGAACUUUACAUUACUUGCUGGGUGGGAGGGAAGACACUACGCUAGUAUUAGCAAUGCUUUUGUUGAACCAGAUAGAGAACCAGGAAACCAUCAUUGUAACAGCAUCUGGGCCGCUGGUACCCCUUCUGCGUCUGGGGUAGUUACUCAGAGGGUUGCCCUGGCCUGGCUGUCCUGUAAAACAGUGUACAAACAAACGUGUGUAUGUAUAUCCGUCACCCGGAGGCUGAGGCAGAGGAGUGUUUGUGUAUGGCUGGGUAGGUGAUCUACUGUAGCAGUGCUACCCGAAAUUUAGUGCAUGACCCCUAACUGCUUCUUUACAGCCCCCACCCCUUCACUGAAGUUCUACACCAGUGGUGCACUCAGCUCUCUCAAUAUGGGGAGAAUCCCUAUGAGUCCCAGUAGAUCCCCUAAACAUGAAAUCUUCUAACCCCAUUGUUUUCUGGAAUCUGUGACUUCCAACAAACCUAGAACUUCUGACUCUUCACUGCACCUUAACCCUUUUAGAAAUGCCCCUGUAUUAUAGUGUACAGACAGACAGAGAAGGGGAGAAAGAACCCAGUCAGCCCGGAACAGAUGUUCCACAAAUGCAUUCUUUGCUACUGCGUUUAGCCCCAUAAUGAUGGCGCAUGCCAUCCACACACAGUAUUAUCAUCUGGCCGUGAUUGGGAGUCUCAUGGAAAGGUGCACAAUUAGCACCGCGUUUGGCCAUCAUUGUAAAUAAGAAUUUGUUCUUAACUGACUUGCCUAGUUAAAUUAAGGUUAAAUAUAAUAAUAAUAAUAAUAAUAAUUACCCCCAUGUCCAGAAUAAAAAGAUAGAAGUGCCACUAGUUACUCUUUUAGACUUGACACGAGCCCCCCGUUCUUCAAAGCUCUUCUUGAUCCUAGAACCUUUUGCACAUUGUUUGCCCCGCCCCUCACCUUCCAUGCUGUCACCUAUGAUCUCUGCUCUUUGACCCAUGUAGUACACUCUCUUAUUCCCGACGAUGUUGAUGUUAGUGGGUAUUUUUCCUGUGUAUUCCAUUUUGAAUUGUAAUCUAGUUUGUAUAACAAAUGGUGCGCAUGUAAAUAAACCUUGGUGAAGCUCCACACUCUA